CUCGUCUUUCGCAUGUUCUGGCGGCCUUUUUUCUUCCGGCGUUUCCCUCGAUUUCUCGCGGUUCCCUCCACGUCCACGCAGAUUUCGAUGUUUCGCUGACCCCUGCUCUUGCUGCGUCUCGCCUCCUGUCUCGUCUCCGUUCCUUCCGACGAUCUUUCCCCCUUCUUCUCUCGUUAUUUCCUGCAUUCGUCUCUAGGUGUUUUUCUUCGUUUCUCUUUACCCCGUCUUUCUGCCUAGGCGCAUUGCCUGAGACUUGUUUCCACUCCUCGACCCGCAUGUCAAGUCCGCGUUGAUUCGGCAGUCGCCGUCCCUACAGAAGGAUGGAAACAGAAGGCUUAGACGAGGGAGAGAUGGAGGACGGAAUGCUGUUAGAGCGAAACGAUAAAGAUCCAUCUCGAGUCUUCCGAAGAACGCUUCCACAGGAGAAAGCUGCGAUACGGAAGUUGUCAUUAGUAGGCAACACUGUAUCCGUCACUCCAGGGCAAUGUCGACCGAAUUCCUCAGGAUCAGUAACAGGAGCAAAACCACUCGGAGACAAGCGGAACAACCUCCGGCUUGGUGGGCCGCGUCGUGAGGCAGAGAAAGGCAAAACUUGGAGACGAAAUCACGCUGUUCUCGCCUUCCUGAUCCUUUUGUUUAUGUUUCAAACUCCCUACUACCUACCUUCGCACGGCCUUCCUCUCGACGCUGACAAGCGACGAUGGGCUUCUAUGUCUGCUCUAGCAAAUGCGCCAGCACAUUCUUCCUCACUGCAUGCACCCUUUUCUUCCGAACGCCUUUCGCCUCUCGCCUCUGUCUGUGCCUCUGUGGACAGACGCCGCUCCCGCGCCGACUUCCAUCGGCAGAGUCUCUCUAAGACUGGCAAGGCUCCGAAAAACAAAGCUGAACCUGCUUGGUGUCUCCUCUCCCCCUGGACUUCCCUCGCCUCUUACGAAAACCCCAUAAGACAGUCGCACAAAAUGAGAGGAAAAAAACGCGAUUCUGGCCUCGAAUUCUCUUCUUGGUCUUCUGCUUUUUCACGAGGCUCGGUCGAUAGUUUCUCUCCCUCACGUUCUUCGGGGACUACCUCUCGGUCGUCUUGUCGUUGCCGACGAGGUUCCACCCUUUUGCUCCUUCCUGUCUCUGCUGCUUUCUCGCCUGGAUUUGCUUUCCAGUUCCUCCCAUUGACCGCAUGCGAUGGCGUCUCUCCUGCAUCGCAGGCGCGGUUGCCAUCGUCGGUUCUUCGUGCUUCUUCGCCUGCGGCGCCCUCUCACUCCUCUGGGCCUUCGUCCUUCUUCGCUUCUUCCCGGCGUCGUCCGUCUUUGUUCUCCAGGUCCUUCUCAGCUCUCUGUUCGUCUCCUGAUGUGUCUUCUGACAACGCUUCCUCCUCGACGGAUCUGUCGUUUCCAGUGCUACGCCGCAUAGUGCCUGGCCGUGUAUCGCCUUCGCUCUCAGUGGGUGCCGGCAUCGUCAAGCCCCACUAUGCUGAGGAAGACGACGGCCGAGCGAAAGCCAAAAGGGAAGCGAUGCUGAGUGCAGAACUCCAGCUGAGACGCUGCGAAGGUGACGAAAUGAAGGCUAGACUCGCGCGUUUCCACCCUGUCGCAGAAAGGGAGAUGGAGUGGAUAAAGCCUCAGGCAGAAGUAGAAGGUGUCCGGCGCGCAUGCGAGGUGACCAGGGAAGUUCUGCAGGUCGCCGUGGAUUUUGUGAAGGGCGUUUGUGCGCAGUCUUCCGCCCCUUUGACAACGGAAGAUAUUGAUCGAGUUGUGCACGAAGAAACGAUGAAACGCGGCGCGUACCCGUCUCCCCUGCGGUACUGCAAUUUCCCCAAGAGUGUCUGUACCUCGACAAAUGAAAUCGUUUGCCACGGUAUUCCUGACGACAGGCCGCUUCAACGGGGGAGCAUCUGCAGCAUCGACGUCUCCUGCUUUCUCGAUGGCUUUCAUGGAGACUGUGCGCGAACAGUUCCCAUUGGAGGUUUCGAGUCUCUCUCGCCACCGCUUCGCCGCUUGCUCGUCUCUGCUCGAGAAGCCACGCUGGAAGGCAUUCGCGUCUGUGCACCAGGCAGACGGCUCAGUGUGAUCGGCGAUGCAAUUGAAGAGUUCCUGACGCGCAGGGGCUACAGCACUAUUCAUGAUUUCUGUGGACACGGCAUCGGCCGAAAUUUUCACGAGGAACCUUUUGUUCUUCAUGCCUCAAACAACAUGCCUGGGCGGAUGCUGCCGGGGAUGUGCUUUACCAUCGAACCAGUCGUCUGCAUGGGUGGAACAGAUUACACCACGUGGCCCGACAAAUGGACGAUCGCGACCACUGACGGAAAACCGACAGCCCAAUUCGAGCACACGGUUCUCAUUACCGACACCGGUGUCGAAGUGCUGACGGACUGUCCAGACGGAGAGACAGACAUGCUGGAGCUCGCCAAGGAAGUGUUCUGACCGCUGGCACUCUCGACGUACUUGAAAUAAUUCCAAAGCGAUGCGACCAUCUUCGAUGAACACGUCACUUAUGGGGAGGGCUAUUGCGGAGUUCCCGAAGUGGGGCAUGUGUCGCUGUGAAGCUGUUGUAGCGAGUGCCCUGCCAAAGGCGAAGCGUUUAUGUCACUGCAUCUCUGUUUUUUGACAUGUCCUGACCCCAAGCGCAAAAGUGCUUGUGCGGUGAGUAGCGGCGCACAUGUCAGUUUCGUGUCAUAGACACACGGCCACAUACGGUGCUAGCUAGAGGUGGAGAGUUCUUUUCUCCUGUUAGUGGCAAACAGGUGAUGUCGCCUAAUCUUCCAUGAGAGCCAUCAGUGGAGUAAAUCGACGCCAAAGCGACAAUGCUACCGCAACGGUUCUCUGCAUGUCGCUAUUGAGCGUAACUGGGAAAAGUGUGACUGUAUCCACGAGGAACUUCAUCGUGACGGGCCUGUCUGUGGAUUUCACAGUCUCGACAUUGUGUGAUGUGUGAACAUUCUUUAGCGCAC
This is a messenger RNA of Toxoplasma gondii ME49, 2941 nucleotides long. RefSeq names its product methionine aminopeptidase. The record is from RefSeq and is a predicted model, not a curated record. NCBI's taxonomy places the organism in Eukaryota, Apicomplexa, Conoidasida, Eucoccidiorida, Sarcocystidae. Gene Ontology annotation, molecular function: metalloaminopeptidase activity. Bases 321 to 2414 code for a protein of 697 amino acids. The transcript has 6 exons. Gene Ontology annotation, biological process: proteolysis.